AUGUCUGAUGAUGCAGAUGCAGAUGGCGUGAUAAUCCUUCACAACGAUGCGUUGGUAAUAUCUUUACUUGUACAUGAUACUAAUGUGAAACGAGUUUUUAUUGAUCCAGGUAGCUGCAUAAAUAUUAUUCUUUUGACGGUUGUAAAUGAGAUGCAAGCUGAUGACAAGAUGGUGCCCAAAGAACAUACCUUAUCUAGAUUUGACAAUUCAAGCAUUGUCACAAAAGGGGAAAUAGUUCUUACCACAUUUGCAGAAGGAGUUCUCAAGGAUACGAAAUUCCAGGUGAUAGAUACGGACAUGGCUUAUAAUAUGAUUCUUGGCAGGCUGUGGAUUCAUGAUAUGGAUGUUGGACCAUCUACUUUACAUCAAGUUAUUAAGUUUCCUUCGCAAUGGGGGAUUCGACAAAUCCGUGGAGAUCCG
Messenger RNA from Nicotiana attenuata, 420 nucleotides. RefSeq lists its product as uncharacterized. NCBI's taxonomy places the organism in Eukaryota, Viridiplantae, Streptophyta, Magnoliopsida, Solanales, Solanaceae. The annotation marks the transcript as partial. The record is from RefSeq and is a predicted model, not a curated record. The transcript has a single exon.